CCACUUUUAACCUAAUUUCAUUCAUUACCUUUCCAAUAUUCUACAUGGCAAAGAUAUACCUCACAUCACUUCGUCUUCUCGCUGCGCUAAUAACGUUGCUCGUCGUGAGAUCAAAUGCAGGAAGGAUAGCAAUAUACUGGGGCCAGAACGGCAAUGAGGGAACUCUAGCCGAUACCUGCGCGACAGGAAAUUACAAGUACGUGAACAUCGCCUUCCUCCCGACCUUCGGCAAUGGGCAAACUCCGAUGAUCAACCUGGCCGGCCAUUGCGACCCCAGCUCCGUCAACGGCUGCACCGCGUUAAGCCACGACAUCCGCUCGUGCCAGAGCCGUGGUGUGAAGGUGAUGCUCUCGAUUGGGGGCGGCGCGGGUAGUUACUACCUAGCUUCCUCGCAGGACGCGAUGCAAGUCGCGGAGUACCUCUGGAAUAACUUCUUGGGUGGCUCGUCCCCUUCACGUCCUCUCGGCGAUGCAGUUUUGGACGGCAUCGACUUCGACAUAGAGGGAGGCACCAACCAGCACUGGGAUGAACUUGCCAGAUACCUUAAAUCCUACAGCAAGGGCGGAAGGAAAGUUUACUUAACUGCAGCCCCUCAGUGCCCGUUCCCAGAUGCUUGGGUUGGCGGUGCACUUAAUACGGGGCUCUUUGAUUACGUUUGGGUUCAGUUUUAUAACAACCCUCCGUGCCAGUACAAUCAAGGAAAUACUGCAAAUUUCAUGAGCGCAUGGAAGCAGUGGCUAUCGAUUCCGGCGAGGAAGAUUUUCCUCGGGCUUCCGGCCGCACCUCAGGCGGCCGGAAGUGGGUUUGUUCCGGCCGGCGAUCUCACUUCCCAAGUGCUUCCCAUUAUCAAGAAAUCGGGCAAGUAUGGGGGGAUUAUGCUGUGGUCUAAGUACUAUGAUGAUCUCACCGGAUAUAGCUCGGCUGUGAAGAGUCAUGUGUGAAGUACAGAGACCUUGGUGGUAUGGUGCAGCAAAUUUGUAAUUGAAGUCUAUAAUGUAUUAUCCUAUC
Messenger RNA from Ananas comosus (pineapple), 1008 nucleotides. RefSeq names its product acidic endochitinase-like. Gene Ontology annotation, cellular component: extracellular region. Bases 45 to 941 code for a protein of 298 amino acids. Lineage: Eukaryota; Viridiplantae; Streptophyta; Magnoliopsida; Poales; Bromeliaceae. Gene Ontology annotation, molecular function: chitinase activity. The record is from RefSeq and is a predicted model, not a curated record. The transcript is spliced from 2 exons. Gene Ontology annotation, biological process: carbohydrate metabolic process.